Molecule: messenger RNA, 2322 nt
Organism: Malania oleifera
Lineage: Eukaryota; Viridiplantae; Streptophyta; Magnoliopsida; Santalales; Ximeniaceae
Exons: 9
Coding region: 246-2084 (612 amino acids)
Molecular function (GO): zinc ion binding
Source: RefSeq, a predicted model, not a curated record
GGAAAAAGGAAAAAAGAAGGAAGAUUUCCUUCCAUGACCAUUAACGAGCGUCGAAAGGGUUUCUUGUUUCGACAGUCGCGGGAUGCUUAAAGAAGAAGAAGAAGAAGAAGAAGAAGAGGAAGAAGACGACUUCUGCAUCAAUGUCGGAUGACGCUAUCUCCACUUCCAGCAUCUCCACAUAAAAUCGCUAAAGCCAGCUUUUUCCCCUUGAAAUUCCAAAGAUACCGACUGAAGGAGAUUGCGUGAUGCAAAAGAGAAAGGUGCAAGAGCAUAUUGUAUCAGAAGGGAAAAAGAAAAAGAAGAAGCAGGUUACCACACCUCGACCUGCAUGCUCAUGGGUAUAUUUUAGCCGAGAGUUCAUUAGAGAGUAUAGUGCCUCCCAUCCAGAGUCUUCAGGGCUCAAAGCCGCCACAAAGGCUGCGUCAGAUGCAUGGAAAUUGAUGAGCUUUGAGGAAAAAGAAACAUACGCUAGACGUGCCCGUGAAGUGUGGGAUAAGUACUUGAGCACUGCUCCUGCCCGUGCCCCUAAGCGAAGGAAACAGACCAAGCUAGUCACAAGGUGCUCUCCUGGUCGCUUAUUCAAUGUGUUGCAGCGUCUUACCCCUGAUCAAAAGGUUGCAGUGAAGAGUAUGGGAUUUGGCAGCCUCCUUCGCCUUAGGUGCAGAACUCUCCGCCGCAGCUUGUGUCUUUGGUUGUUGGAGAGGUUUAACACAGCAAGGCGCAGCUUGGAGAUUUGUAGCGAGUGCAUUCCUUUAUCCCCUCAGGAUGUGGAGUUUGUCAUGGGACUAGCAGCUAGUGGGAAAGAUGUGGUGAAUUCAGGUCCGGAUGACCUAAUUUCUGAAUUGCGUCAAAGUUAUAAUGCUACAAAUCGUGGGAUUUCUGUGCGCCUUCUAGAGGAGCGGUUGGCAGCCACAGAAGCUGGAGAGGAUUUUAAGCGAUCAUUUAUCCUAUAUGCAUUGGGCACUCUUUUGUGCCCGACAGCAAGGCUGGAUGUUAGCCCUUCUUUCCUUCAUUUUUUAAUUAAUAUGGAUGCUGUCCAUCAGUACAAUUGGGGAAAAUUUGUGCUUGAUCGUUUAGUUCGGGAGGUAUCUCGCUUCCGUCAAGGGAAGCAACGUGCAGUUGGGGGCUGUCUUCUGUUUCUCCAGCUCUUUUACUAUGAGAGCAUCUCUAUUGAAGGAACUGGUGCUUUAGUCCCUGCUGUUUUUCCAUGCUUAUCCUCAUGGGGAGAGGAAGAGAUUAAUGAGAGAGAAAAACGAGAAAGAGAGCUUGGUGGUUAUGGGUUUGGAGAGGUGAUUUGCAAGGAUAGGUGCCUUGGGAUGGACGAAUCAGAUUUUAGAACCCAAGUGGAUGGCCCACCUGCAAGCAAAAUGGGUAUCAGGGCUGAGCAAGGUCGUCCUGACCUUGAGCAGGAUAGAAAUGGGGCUGAAAAUGAUGGAAUCCAAGGCAAAAUCUUUCUGGAGGAAAACAGGCUGAUUCCUAUUAACAAGAACAACGUGGUGUGUGGGCACAUUGAGGUGGUGAUUGAUUCAGUCAGAACAAUGUGCCCAAACAAAGAGUAUGGGUGUGAAGAAACAUUGGAUUGCAUGAAGAAAAAUGACCAUGAAGAGACAUGCAUCUAUGCACCAUGUGCAUGCCCGCUUCUGGACUGCAACUUUGUUGGAUCUUCGCAACAGUUGUCCCUUCACUUCAGCAGCAAGCACUGGGAUUCUGGAAGGCGUUUCCAGUACAACUGCCCGAUGGCUGUCUCCUUAGGUGCAAGUGAAACAUUCCUUGUUCUUCAGGCAGAGGAGGAUGGUCUCCUCUUUCUGCUCAACAGAGGGAUUGAAACUGUUGGGAACGUGAUUACAAUAACUCAUGUCAGGCCGAGCUCUUCAAAAGAAAGGUUCUUGUAUGAUCUUGUAUCAGGAAGAGGAAUCAGCUGUCUUAGAUUAAAAUCAUUGGCACAAAAUUUCCCAGGGCGGGUGGAAGGUUUUCCCCCUAUGGAUUUUCUUCUGAUUCCUUUUCAUUUCCUUAGUUCCUCUGGUCAGUUAGACUUCGAGAUUUGUAUAUGGAAUUCAGCAGAACUUGGGGCUGAUUGCGCUUGACUUGGUAUCUCUGCACACAUGCAUGCACAUGUAAAUCAUGAUUUUUUUUUUUUUUCCUGUGAUAGUUUGUCAGUCAUGUUCUUAGUUGGGUCUUAACACUUGGGAUGAUGGAAGAAAUCAGAAAGUAACAUGGGAUGGCUUUCCUAAUUCUAAGAACAAAAACUGUGGUAGUUGCUGAGUGACUGGUCAUCUGGGAUUUGCAGAAUGAGAAAUGAAUUGAAAUGGGUUUCAUGCUGCU